AUGGCCCUGGCAGGGGGUGUCGCCCUCCCUGGCACCGGGGGGGCACCGGGGCCUCGGCGCUUGCUGCAGUCGCCCCCCGAGGAGGACGGGGUGCUGUACGUGGACUACAGGCCCCCUGCCCUGGACAGCAUCCACCUGCCCCGCUAUGUGCUCUACCUGAUGAUGGCCGCCACGCUGGUGCUGGUGGUGGCAUAUGCCAUCGUGGGGCACCUCAUCAAGGACCUGGUGCACGACUUUGCCGACUGGGCAUUUGGACCCAAGCCAGAGGAGAAGGCAGAGAUGGCCGAAGGCCCCGUGCUGGAGGCAGAGUGGCUGGAGGAGGAUGAGGUGCUGGUGGAGCAGAAGGUGGAGGAUGAAGGCAGCGGAAUCCUGCCCGGCACGGACGUCCCGCUGCAGCUGCUCGCUCCCCGCAGCUCCGUCUCCUUUGCUGACCCCCCCAAGAAGAGAUUCUUCUAG
This is a messenger RNA of Melospiza melodia melodia, 456 nucleotides long. RefSeq names its product small integral membrane protein 44 (gene SMIM44). The record is from RefSeq and is a predicted model, not a curated record. Bases 1 to 456 code for a protein of 151 amino acids. The transcript is spliced from 2 exons. Lineage: Eukaryota; Metazoa; Chordata; Aves; Passeriformes; Passerellidae.